AUGGAAAAUGAAACCAACUUAAAAAUUUCCACGUCCAACGCACAGAGAUCUAAAAAUAGCAUAAAAACUUCUCCACCAGUUGUCGAAAGAUGGGCCUACAAAAGCGAAACCAAGCCGCAAACAGCUGAUCCUAAAGCGAAACAAAUAUCAAAACACUGGAAAAACCCAAAACGCAGUGUAAAAGAUUUCGAAACUGUCUCAGAGAUUUACUCAAGCACACUUUCGCUUUCGCAUUAUUUAGCUGAAGUUUCUUCCGAUGAAGAUAAUGGCGAUGUUGAAAAGGGUGAAGAUAGUGUUAAGAAUGACGAUGAUGAUGUCAUUAUUUUUGCAGACGAUUACUAUGAUGACGAUGAUGACCUCAAAGAAAAGUUAAAUAACGACGAUGAAAGAAAUAAUGAAAGAAACGUACAUCGAUCCACCGAAAAGGAUAAUAAAACUGAUGCUGUUGAUGAUGAGGAAGAAGAUAAUGACGACGACGAUGAUGAUGACAUUAAAAUUAGCAACAAUAAGGACAGAACUGGUGAUGAGAAAAUUUUAUUGGAUGAUGAUAACAAUGAAGACGACAACAAAACGAAUCAGGAAGAAAAUAAAGAUGACGAUAGCGAUAAGGAUGAAUAUCACUCAGUGAGCGGUUACAACGGCAAUGAUCUUGAAGAUUGUAUCUCAGACAACGAAGAUUAUAGCUCAGGCAACAAAACGACCAACAACGAAAUCAUAUUUUACGCUAACACUGAUAAAUCACAAAAAUUCUCUAAGAAGAACAACGAUAAUUAUAACAACAUCAGCAGUAAAAACAUCGUUUAUGAAAAGAUUAGUGAUGAACAGUUCGAUUUGUACAGCGUUAGCCAGCUGCCAAAUGUUACAUCGAAAGAUGAGAACAACUACAACAUUUAUGAUAGUAAAAAUGGCAACAACAAAAUUGUGCAUUCUUCCAACAGCCACAACAACAAUAACAACAACAACAAUAACAACAACAACAACAACAUUAUUUCUAACAAUGACAACAUCAGUAGUAACAACAACAACAACACUUUGAAUAAUAACAUCGAAGCACUCAAUACCAACAACAUCAACAUUCAAUCGUGUGCUGAUUUGGUGAACAACUUUUUCAACUGCACCAACAACAGCAUCAACCAGCGCUUCGAAUCAGCUUUCAGUACCAACAACAACAACAACCACAACAACAACAUCCUCAACAACAACAACCACAACAACAUCCUCAACAACAUCCAAAACAACAACAACAACAAUUACAACAACAACCACAACAACAACCACAACAACAUCCACAACCACAACAACCAAAACAACAUCCACAACAACAACAACAUCCACAACAAACUCGAUAAGUUGUUCGCCGCAACGGACAACAACAGCACCACAGUCGACAACAAAAACGUGCCCAACAACAAAGUAGACGACAGCAUAAUAAUACUGCAACAGAGUUACGAAGAAUACCAAAGAAAAAAGUGCGAUGCUAUCUUCUCAGCGACAAAUCCUGAACAACAAAAUCAAAAUGACGUCCCAACGGCAACAAACACAACAACAAAUACAACAACAACAACAAACUGUUUUUCAUGUUGCAAUUGUUUUGUUCCGAGUUUUAGAAGAAUUUCAAAGUUGAUCGUCAUGAACAAGAUUUUGCACAACAAGUCUCGUGUUUCUAGUUUGAAAACAAACUUCCAAUCAGAUUCAAAUUUGAAUGGGGAUGAAAAUGUUGAUAGCAACAGCUAUCAGGACAACAACAACAACCACAACAACAACAACCACAACGGUGGUAAAAGGUCAUCAUCGUCGUCAUCUGCUCCGUUUAUUUUUACGACUUCACUCACAACAACAAAUCAACUCAAAAAAUAUUACUACACCAACGAAAACAACAACGAAGCAGCUGGAAGUAUUGACAAGAACGCGACUUCACUUGCUGGCGAUUUGUAUGAUAAUGUUGUAGAUAUAUGUAAUGCAGCAUCUUCAAACACAUCGCAAAAACAACAGCAAAAGCAGUCACCACCUCAACCACUUUUGCAGCCACUGCAUCAGCAGUGCUGGCACCUGACAGACUACCUGUGCAUCGGUGAUCGUUACUGCGCCUCGAACGGUCAACUCCUCUGCCAACUUUCCGUGACUGGUCUCGUCAUACUAUGCUGUCACGAUGACGUCAUCAUCAAAAACAACAACAACAAGUUUAAUAAUACAUUAAACAGUGACAACAAAACCGCCAACGAUAUGAACCGCGCUGAAGUCCGUGAGAGCCCUAACAACUACAACGACCAGCACAAUGGCCACGCAAACAACAGCAACAACCAUAACAUUAACAGCAACAGCAACCACAAACGAAAACAGUCGACAGGCACCCACUGGUAUGACUUCCAAAGCAACAGAAACGAGCCCAGAUCUGCAUCGCUAAACAACAACCACAGCAGCAGCACAUUGCACCCAGAAAGCCACCACAAAAACAAAAACAAACAACACAACAACAACAACAAAAAUAACGGCAACCCCACCUCUGAAAGACCAGCAACGCCAUCUGGAUAUACCCAUCCUGAAUGUGAUAUGGACCAUGCCAUCCCCAUGGUCCCCUGCGUUUGUGAUGCCUCCCAUGAUAAACACAAUAGAUCUGCUCUCAGACUCAACCUUACCGGUUUUCGUUUGUUUGUUGAUUUGUUUGUUUGA
Molecule: messenger RNA, 2670 nt
Organism: Helobdella robusta
Lineage: Eukaryota; Metazoa; Annelida; Clitellata; Rhynchobdellida; Glossiphoniidae
Exons: 1
Coding region: 1-2670 (889 amino acids)
Source: RefSeq, a predicted model, not a curated record